UUCUCUUUCCCUCUGUCUCUAUUUUUCUCUGUCUGUCUCUUUUUUUCUCUGCAUCUCGUUCCAUCCUUGCCUCUUCUCUCCUCUUGUCCUUUCGACUUUUCUCUCCUCCGCUCGACCGUACCAUUCGUAUCGCGCCGUACCUCGCCGGAUUAAUAAGGUGAUGAACGACGAGUGGGUGCUGACUGGGGGAUAAGAGCCUCGGCCGCAUUCGGUCUCGUCUCGACGCCUCGUGGUGAUGUGGGUGCUUGGUGGUGGUGGUGGUGGUGAUGAUAAUGAUGAUGAUGAUGAUGAUGAUAGUGGCGCGUUGAUACGAGGCGACCACGCUGUUCGCGAGAUUGUGUACAGACGAAUGCGCCUUCCUCGCCGGUGUGUAUCCCAACAAAUCAGCGUGGCUGAUCCGUGUCCCGAGCGUUGUCGCCGAUAAUUUUUCUUCUUCAGGAUCUCCCACGUAUUUUGCCAUUCACGUGAUUCCGGAUCGGAGCGCGAGCUGCAAAACGCCGAGAGAGGGUCAGGGUGAUCGACCGGGAGACGGCGACGCUUCGCUAAAGCCGUCGUUGCAUUUCCGAGAGACGUGCAUUUAUCUUAGAAAAGUUUCUCCUCGCCGAGAGAACGCGGUAAACAACACAAAAGUCCGCGAUCGACGAGAGGAACAAGCGUAAACGUUUUCGCGUCUUAAUUUAUUGAUCGAGCCAUCGAUCGAGCUACCCUAUCGCGGACUUUUCCCCAGGUUUCGGCGAGUGUUCUAAAAUAUUCGCGAUAAUUUCGCUCAGCGAUGCAGUCACGUGGCUGACUCUCGCUCAUAUACAUAUUUAUGAUGAAACUUGCCCAGCCGAAAAUCGUCGGCGAAACGGAUCGGGAUUCCGGAGCUGCUAGCGCGAUCGGUCGAUGCUUAUAGCAGGCACUACUAUGACACUCGGUUUAGUUGCUGACAUUCAGAAUGAGCUAUGCACAGCACACAGGUACGGACUCCUUGACCUCUUAAAGUCACGACACGAUACGACACGAAGAGUAUACUUGGUCGCGCGAGUAUGUGUAAACUGCUUUCGACAAUACGGCGAGGCUUAGGCGAGAAUUGCAGCUGCGGUAUAACUCGAGGGGACUUCUUGCGAUCGAAGGCUUUUCGAGAUUUCAAGAGGGUCGUAGUUGACACGGAGAAAACCAACGUCAAAUCUGGCUUCCCGCACGCCUUUCAUCCCUGCUAUGUUCUAUCUCUCUCUCUCUUUCUUUCUCUCUCUCUCUCUCUUUCUCGCGAAUCCGCAAUACGGCGUAACCAAUCCACCACCGUAAUCAGUCAUAUCCGCAACGGUUUCCGGACAAGCGAAAUCGUCGCAAAACUUUCCAACUGCGAGAAUUGAUUGCGAACAACUUGAAAAGUCCCUGCUCGUCAUCCAUCACGCGCGAACACUUAUCAAUUAUUCUUCGCUAUUGAAGACUCGAUAGCAAAGUCUAUCGGGUAUUAUUAUCCGCAAUCCAUUUCCAAUAAGUCAUUUCCGAUAAGUUACUCCGAAAGAGAACAUGCGCAAAAUUGCUUGAGAAAACGAAACGGUGUAAUAGUCGUAUCGCAAAGUGUAUCAGCGUCAUUAACCGCGUCCACGAGACUAUUCUCUUUUGUACUGUGAACUUUCGAUCUUGGACUGCGAAAUUCUAAAUGUCUAAAAGAAGGAAGGCACCAUUUCCGAAGUUAAAUAAAUGUUUUCGAACGCAAACUUCACGAGUGUUUGAAUUGUGAUUGAAUGAACGUGCAACGUGAAGUACAAUUUGCAAAAUAUAUUAAAUGCGAUCGUAAUGAGCGAAACUUUGUCGAAAAAUCGAGACAAGAGAGAAUUUUCAAAAUCCUGUCAAUUAAUCGAUCGACAAUAGCGAUCGCAGCGGAGAUCAAAUUCCGAUCAGGACAAUUUAGCGAUAGCAUGAGGUCGACGAAAGUGGUACAGGAUCGUAAGGGAUGAUCGAGCAUAGAUCCCAAUGACAUCUCGGCGGGGCGGGAGCGAGGGGUUUAAAAGUCCUCCCAGCCCUCCGAGCAGCGGUUCGGAGGACAACGGUUUCACGAACCGACCCCGAGUGGCCGGACUCUACGUCAAAAAUCUGAGCCGAGAGGAAUUGGAUGAGUUGUCGAAGGAGGGCAUCUACGGACCAACGGGAAAUCCGGACGAUCGACCUAGAGACAGCGGUAGUCAGAGAAGUCUUAAUCUCCCAGGCAGCAGCAGGGACUUCGACGCUCACGAUUACCUCAGAGGUGCGAUCUCCAGGACACCCCAGCCACCUAGAAGAUCCGGCGUCGGAGCCAGAUAUCGAGAAUACGGCGAGAAUUUAGUGCGAAGGGAUCAUCAUGGCUCGCUUCCGGUGGAAAAGAGUUGGCCAAGGCGACUGGAGGAUCGUCCGAGGCAGGCUUCGCCGGAGAGAUUCGCUCGAGGAUCCUCCGAGUUCCCUGUCCGAGGUUCCUACGAUCCGUUCGUCCGACCCGGCGUGUCACCCAGAGCAAGUUCCAUCGACGUACGGAUCACUAGCGAGGAGUCCAGACCGCGUCGCUUCGGAGAAGGUUCCAGGUACCUCGAAGGACUCCCUCCUCGCAUCCCUUCCUCGAGAGAACCUGAGAGAGACCAACGAUCUUCGAUCGAGCGAUUGCCGCCAUCGUACGCGGGUCUGAGUCCACCCGAGUACACCGAGGCGGCCAAGAUUCGUCCGAAAACUGCGACGAGGGUCCAUCGGGACGGCGACGAGGAAACAUGCAAACAGCCGGGUUCACCGCCGGCGGAAGAGAGCCGGGAGGACGUCGUGAUCUUCAAGACGAUGAACAUUGGCGGAAGAGCGGAGGAAAUUCCGAGUUUGUCGCGGACGUCCUCGGUGACGGAGAAGCCGAUCUCUCCGGAGUCCAAGAAGAGCGAGUCCCCGCCAACGAAGAGAGUUGGCUCCAGGGUGCAGGACAGUACGAGGUUGCGACCCCCAUUGGCCGGAACUGCCGGCACCUCUGCGGAUUCCGGUACCGGGGAUUCCGGAAGCGCGGAGAUCCAGGCGGAUGUCGUGACUCCUCAAGCAACAUCGGGCGACGUUCUCGAUCCUAACAUGUCUACGAUCGAGGGCAAGUCACCCGGUGCGAAGACACCGGGCGCCAAAGGCGGCAAGCAAACAGUCAAACCAUUCACGAAGGAGAGCCUCGACAGGCUGGAAAACAAGACUGUGCAAUUAGUGCGCGAGUAUGGCUUUCAACCUAAGAGAAAAAUGUCGGUGGAAGACGGUGCCGUACUGCCAAAUAAAUUCGAACCAUUCCCGAACGAGCUCUACGGUAGGCCAUUGGAAGAAAUCGACAAUUUCAUCUACGACGAGACGUUCUGCGUGGUGUCCAAGAGGUUUCGCAAGAACUACAUCCAUAGAUUUACGGCAACGAAUAGUUGGUUCAUCUUCUCACCGUGGAAUUGUGUGCGACGAUUCUGCAUCUUCCUGAGUACGAAUCAGUACUUUGAUUACGUGGUCAUGACUACUAUACUUCUUAACUGCGUCUUCCUGGCCAUGACCGAAACCAUCGAGGAAGCAGAAUAUAUCUUCCUAGCCAUAUACACGGGGGAAAUGGUGGUCAAAUCAAUAGCAAAGGGAUUUAUACUGAACAAGUACACUUAUCUACGGAAUCCGUGGAAUUGGUUGGACUUCGUGGUGAUUACCAGCGGAUACGCGACUAUCGGGAUGGAAGUCGGGAAUCUGGCCGGUCUCAGAACGUUUAGGGUGUUGAGAGCACUUAAGACUGUAUCCAUUAUGCCAGGUUUAAAGACUAUCAUCAACGCACUGUUGCACAGCUUCAAGCAACUUGCCGAAGUAAUGACACUGACGAUUUUCUGCCUGAUGGUUUUUGCACUGUUCGCCUUGCAAGUUUAUAUGGGGGAACUUAGGAAUAAAUGCGUGAGGCACCAAGAGCCGAACGCCACGCAAAUCGAUUGGAUCGAGUGGACUUGGAACUCAUCCAAUUGGGCGUUCAACGAGGCUGAGGAGCCAAUCAUCUGCGGCAAUGUAACCGGCGCCAGGCAUUGUAACGAGAGCUACACUUGUCUCUGCGUUGGCCCUAAUCCAAACCACGGUUACACCAACUUCGAUAAUUUCCUGUGGUCAAUGCUCACCACCUUUCAGCUGAUUACGUUGGAUUACUGGGAGGACGUCUAUAACAAGGUGUUGUCGGCGUGCGGACCUAUUAGCGUCACGUUCUUCACGGUGGUUGUAUUCUUUGGCUCAUUUUAUCUACUAAACUUAAUGCUGGCCGUCGUGGCGUUGAGUUAUGAAGAGGAAGCCGAGAUUACAAACGAGGAACGAAGGAAGGACUUGACGGAUCAUCGGGAGGACUCGACGUUUAGUUUCGAUCCGUCGAAGAUCAACAUCAAGACACUAACGAAAGAUAAACAAAAGAGGAUAGACGCCCGUAAAGGAGUGUUGCUCAGCAGUUACACAAGAAAGAAGACACGUAGAAGAAAACGUGGGAGGAGCAGCGCUGGUCAGGAGAAAAACGGUGGUGCUCGCAGCAGGUCCGUGACACCCAGUCCGAGUCCGAGUCCCAGGCACUCCAAUGUACGACCCUCUCACUUGCCGCUCCAGAACGUCAGUCCCAGACCGCCGGAACCCAACACGGUUCAUCGGCUGGCGCCGAACCGGGGCAUGCUGCACUCCAGACAGGCCAGCAACAACAGCAAUCAACAGUCGUCGCUGGACGACUCGGGGGUGGUGGACGACCACGAGGGCGACGACGUCACGUCCGCCGAGGAGCAGCACGACAGACGCGAGUCGCGGGAGCAUCGGACCGAGAGGACCCAAGAGAAGUCCCCGAGGGAACACGGCAGGUCUCAACAGGCCCAGGUGCAACCGCGUCCAGACUGUCCCCCGGCACCGGUCACCGUGUCGGUGAGGACCGGCAACCGAGAGAUUCGGGUGCUCAAGUGCAAUGGGGUCAAAACCAAGAAACAUAUGUACACGCUGCCGCCAGAGUACCUGUCGCACAUUGUAGUUUUAGAUGAUCUUCCAGAUAGAAACUGCGAUAAAUGUAUUCAAUGCUGCGUAGAUUACGAAGGAUGGCUACGAUUUCAAAAUUGUCUGUAUAAGGUGGUGAGAGAUCCUUUGUUCGAGCUAAUGAUCACCCUCUGCAUCGUUCUAAACACUGGUUUCCUCGCGAUGGAGCAUCAUGGCAUGAGCGAGUCGAUACGGCAGGCGCUCAACAUCGGCAACAAAGUGUUCACCAGCAUCUUCACAUUCGAAUGCUGCCUGAAACUUCUGGCGCUAAGCAAGGACUUCUUCAACAACGGCUGGAACAACUUCGAUUUGAUCAUCGUCUCCGCGUCGCUUAUCGAUUUAACGUUCGAGCUGGUGGACGGUUUGUCAGUGAUACGUGGUCUCAGACUGCUGCGUGUUCUAAAGCUGGCGCAGUCUUGGACGACCAUGAAAGUUCUUCUCAGCAUCAUUAUUUCGACGAUCGGCGCGCUCGGUAAUCUGACCUUCGUGCUGGUGAUUGUGAUCUACAUAUUCGCUGUGAUCGGCAUGCAGUUAUUCAGUAAAGACUACACCCUGGACAAGUUCUACCCAGACCCAGUGCCACGCUGGAACUUCAACGAUUUUUUCCAUUCAUUCAUGAUGAUAUUCCGUAUUCUGUGCGGUGAAUGGAUCGAGCCCCUGUGGGAUUGCAUGCGCGCAGAAAAAACGAUGGGCCGCACGUGCUUCGCCAUCUUUCUGCCGGCUCUAGUGAUGGGAAACUUCAUGGUCCUGAAUCUCUUCUUGGCGUUGUUGCUCAACAGCUUUAAUUCCGAGGAACUGAAGCAGAAGAAGGAGGAGGUCGGCGAAGAGUCGAAGCUCGCGCGAUCGUUCGAUCGUAUAAGAUCGAUUGUACGCAAACAGAAACAUCGCAAGGAGAAUUCCGAGAACGAGAAGAACAUUCGACUGGAACAAAUCGUACGCGAGGUGAUGGACAAAGAGAAUAAGGAGAAAUAUGCGAUCCAAGAGACCGUGCUGAGCCUUCCUAAAGACAAUAUUUACAAUAGGUCGUAUCAGGAGAGUCUCAAUCAGCCGGUCUUUACAUACGAUCCGAUUUAUCGUCAGGCCACUCUCACCACCUACAGCCAGAGCAGUCAGGAGACAGUUAAGGAGAACAAGAAAUUGACUGAGAAGGGUAACAGUAACGAGAUCAAUCCUGAGGAAAGUAUAGAGCUGGAAGUGCUCAAAGACGUUAACAAGACGGAUGAAGAAGCAGCUAUGCUGCCAGAAGAGAAACCACCUCCGCGCAAGGAAGGUAUGGAGAAACGUCCUUGGCACGCCCUCGUGAGUUACGUGGACGAACUCACGGUCGGAGGUAGAAGAGACAGUAAAGGGAGAUACAUCGACGGGAUGGGCUCGUUCCCGGGAUUCGGCAGGAAUAAGGAACGCAGGGAGCCGCUCGAUUGCUUUCCUCAACACUUUUAUCAAAAAUGUAGCUGUAUUAAUCGUUGCCUCGCCACGGAUAUCGGCAAGAAGUGGAUAAGAAUUCGUACGGUUGUCUUGUCGGUGGUGGAUACGCCCGCUUUCGAAUGGAUGAUACUAGUUUUAAUUUUCGCAUCUUCCAUAACGCUGUGCUUCGAGGAUAUCUACUUGGACGACAAUCCUUUUUUAAAGAACAUUCUCUACUGGACCAAUCUUGGCUUCUGCACGCUUUUCAGCAUCGAGAUGCUCUUAAAAUGGCUAGCCCUAGGCUUCUGUAAAUACUUCACCAGUUUCUGGACAAUCCUGGAUUUUAUAAUCGUUUUCGUAUCCAUGUUUAGUCUUUUGAUAGAGGAAAAUGAGAACCUCAAAGUAUUACGAUCCCUGAGGACGUUGCGCGCCUUGAGGCCAUUGCGGGCGAUCUCGAGAUGGCAAGGCAUGAGGAUCGUAGUGAACGCGUUGAUGUAUGCAAUACCCAGUAUAUUCAACGUGCUCCUCGUCUGUCUCGUGUUCUGGCUUAUUUUCUCGAUAAUGGGCGUUCAAUUCUUUGGCGGCAAGUUUUUCAAAUGCAUCGAUGAAUACGGAGAAAUGCUGGACACCUCGAUAGUGAAUACCAAGGAGGAGUGUUUCAGCAAAAACUACUCUUGGGAGAACAGCAAGAUCACUUUCGAUCACGUUGGCAUCGCUUACCUGGCUUUGUUUCAAGUGGCGACUUUCGAGGGAUGGAUGGAGGUGAUGGAGGAUGCUGUAGACGCGAGAGGGGUGGAUUUGCAACCGCAACGGGAAGCAAAUCUGUACGCCUACCUUUACUUCGUCAUCUUCAUCGUCUGCGGUUCAUUCUUCACGCUCAAUCUAUUUAUCGGAGUGAUCAUAGACAAUUUUAACAUGCUGAAGAAAAAGUACGAAGGUGGAGUGUUAGAAAUGUUUUUGACCGAAAGUCAAAAACACUACUACACUGCCAUGAAAAAGCUUGGCCGUAAAAAGCCGCAAAAAGUUAUAAAACGUCCGAUGAACCAAUUCCUCGCAAUGUUCUACGACCUGUCCAAUUCUCGCAGAUUUGAAAUAGCUAUCUUCGUUUUGAUAUUUCUCAACAUGCUGACUAUGGGAAUCGAGCACUAUAACCAGCCGCAUCCAAUUUACUUCAUCCUCGAAGUAUCUAACGCGUUUUUCACGACAGUCUUCGGCCUGGAGGCGAUUGUCAAGAUAGUGGGUCUGCGUUAUCAUUAUUUCACGGUGCCAUGGAAUCUGUUCGACUUCCUACUAGUGUUGGCGUCCAUUCUGGGUAUACUUAUGGAGGACAUCAUGAUAGACUUCCCUGUGUCCCCGACGCUCUUGCGAGUCGUGAGGGUGUUCAGAAUCGGCAGAAUCUUGAGGCUCAUCAAGGCCGCGAAAGGUAUUCGUAAGCUGCUCUUCGCCCUUGUCGUCAGUCUUCCAGCGCUCUUCAACAUUGGGGCUCUGCUGGCCCUGAUCACGUUUAUCUAUGCCAUCAUCGGCAUGUCCGUUUUCGGACAUGUUAGGAAACAGGGCGCAUUGGACGAUAUGGUGAACUUUGAAACUUUUGGUAGAAGUAUGCAGCUGCUAUUCCGUUUAAUGACCUCGGCCGGAUGGAACGACGUAUUGGAAUCGCUGAUGGUGCAACCACCCGAAUGUGAUCCCACUCCAAACAGCCGGCAGAUGAACGGAGAUUGCGGAUAUCCAUUGCUCGCGAUCACGUACUUCACAUCAUUUAUUAUCAUUAGCUACAUGAUAGUCAUUAAUAUGUACAUUGCCAUCAUCUUAGAAAACUUCAAUCAAGCUCAUCAAGAGGAGGAAAUUGGUAUCGUCGAGGAUGACUUAGAGAUGUUCUACAUCCGAUGGUCGAAGUACGAUCCACAUGCAACUCAAUUUAUCAGCUUCUCGCAACUGAGUGAUUUUAUAGCGAGCCUGGACCCACCGCUGGGGAUAUCAAAGCCCAACGUCGUAGCGUUGGUGAGCUUUAAUCUUCCCAUCGCAAAGGGUAACAAGAUUCAUUGUCUGGACAUCCUACACGCGCUUGUCAAGCACGUUCUCGGGCACGUCGAGGAAUCAGAUGACUUCAGGAAACUGCAAGAACAGAUGGACAUUAAGUUCAAGAAGCAAUUUCCGACCAGGAAAGAAUUAGAGAUAGUGUCUUCCACGAGGAUCUGGAAGCGACAAGACAAAGCUGCCAAGUUGAUUCAACAUUGCAUAAGGGAAUACAUAGCGUUGAAAAGGGAGCGCGAGAGAAUCGCCCAAGAGGUGGACUCGCAGACGCAAACUUCGAGCCCUGGUGGGGCGGAUGGUAGGGGCGGAAGUGGAUGGGGCGGUAAGCUGUCAGCUCUGCUGCACGUGCAUCGGGGUAGCCGGGCUAGUAGUCGCAAGUCCUCCAGGGCCAGCGACGCCAGCGAUCUCAGCGAACUCGGCACCGCUUCGGCGUGGCUGUUUCCAAAUCUUCCUCUGCUGUUGCUCUCAGGCGCCACAGGAACCCACGAGGACCUGCAACCUCCGGCACUGACCGUCUCCCGUCCCUCACCGACCACCGAACAACCUUCCGCCGCUUCCAGCUCCGGCUCGGACUCCCACGUCACUGUCAGAUCGCUGGGUCCCACGUUGGGCCGACAGGAUGCAGUGGAGAAGUAUUCGGAGGAGGAUGCAACCAGUCCGCCGAUCUCGAAGCGCGGCUCGACUCUGAGGCCGAGCGGCACCGCUCUCUCACUGAACGCGCUGCAGCGAGACAUCAAGGAGGCGUUCAACAGACGCUGCGGCAGCUUGAGACGGCGGACGCCACCGUCGGAACCGGUGCAGCUGCCGAUCGAGAGCAGUAGCGACCGGGUAAGUAUCCUGGUGACGGAGCCGAGUCCGGAAAACACGGCACCGCCUACGAGACCGCCGUUGAUCCGGCAGCAAUCGGAGGCGACGGUGGUGCACGUGCUGGUGCACAGGGAGAGCGAGGAGUAUCAGGACACCCCGGACGAUAGCUGAUCCUAGUCGACGGUGAGCGAUCACGAAGAAUAGCGGGCAGCAGCGAUGCGACUCAGUGAUAAUACAUACGUAGACGUAUAUAUAUCUAUAUACAUAUGUAAACUUUUCACACAGCGCGCAGUUCUAAUUAGAUAGGACGAUGACCCACGUGGCUUCCUCUCCCUCGAGAUGGAGUUGCGUAUGUGUAUGCGUGUGUUAACGUGUGCGUGUGUCGUCGAAGCGUCGAAUGAGAGAGACUGUAAUAUGUUAUAGCGAUGGUUCUCGGCCGAGGAAAACUAAUGGCGACUCAGUAAAAUGCUUCUUCUUUCGAAUCGAUUACGUGCUUUUGCGAAUAUCCGUUCUUUCAGAAGCGCAUUUUAUAUCGAAUCUGUGAUUUUAGAAAUAACGGAUCAAAAUUGGCCGAUUUUGUGCUUGUAAUUUACUAUACGAAAAUGCUUCCUAAUUCUAACGAUUGUCGUAGACAUCCCCGUAUGAUCAUUAGCAGUGAUAUUAGACUGCAAGAAAUGCUAACGAUCUGGCGCAAUCUUGUUGUAUGUAACAUUUACAGUGAGAUUGGCGUGACGUUUUAUUCUGAACAAAAGUAAAGUUUUCGAUUUACAAUGCUUUUAUUAGCUGAAGAAUUAUGCCUUGCAAAAUAGUGUAUAACUAUAAUUAUAAAAAAAUUUAUUGCACAAUUUUUCAAACAUCUGCCUAAAAUUAAGAGAUGUAAUUCUCGAGACGGUAAAUAUUUACUUCAUUAUGAAGAAAGAAAGGUUGAGAGCCAUUGCAUGCAGAGAAAACGAAGAAAGGGACAAGGAUGAGGUUGAAGAGAAAUUUUUUACAAUUUUUCCAUUAAGAUCAUAGAAUGGAACAACGUCGUUCGAGGAACCUGGAUCAUUACUAUGUAUGUUAACGCCAUCUUGCUCUUUUUGAAGAUGCAUACGCAUACCAGGUUCCCCGUAAUGACGAAUAAAUUAUUUAAAAAAUUGCCAGCGUAGCGGAAAUACCAGAUGUAGCCGUUUUCGAAAAACGAGAGCGCAAUUUGUUGCAAGAAUGCAUCGAAGUUCUCGAAGUGGAUUGAAAUUUAAUCUAAUAAGAUUCCAAUUUUUGAAAGUUAAAAAUAAUAAAUGCAAGUUUGUGGACAGAAUUUGCAAUGAUUUCGACGAUUGUUUCGAUCAAUAAUUAUUAUCACAUUAUUAUAUAUUAUAUAUAGAAAGUUGAGAUUCGCAGAAUAUUAGAUAUCAGUGUAUAUAGUAUAAAUAACGAACACUUUAUUAAUUUUUGCUACGUAAAAAAAAUCCUCAUCGACGCGAUUGACGAAUCAUUAAUGAUACUAAUACUAGUAUUAAAUUCUAAGAGCAAUUCUAACGCUUUUCAAGAACACUUUAAGUAUAUAAUAUAAAUGUAUAAACACACUUUAGUCACGCACUUUCGACACUUUUUGAUUAUACCUAUAUGUACAAAUUUCAAUCGCAGCAUUAGUUUACAUUAGCAGUCUUUUGUCUAUGCCAUAUAUAAUUAGUAUUAAACGUAAGAUGCAUAGGAAAAAAGUAAUCUUGUCGAGCAGAGAGAAAAAUAUGUGCAUAAAUCGCGAUGAAUAAGAAAUAUAAUUAUAUUAUGAAUGCAUUAAGCUAUAAAUUAUUCACACAAAUCAAUCAGCGCUAAAUCGAUGCUCUUACGAGUACAUUCGAAUUUAUUGCAUAAUAUCGAUUACAAGUAACUAUUUUGAGAUAAAAUAGAAUUUUGUGUGUAUGUGUGUGUGUAUGUCAAAACGAUGAACUUUCCUUCGAGAUAGCGACUAUUUCUAGUAAGUUACGCUACCCUGGUAAAAAUAUACUUUGGAUCUAAUUCGCUUCUUCGAAUAAAUUUUGAAGAAAUUUAAUCUCUUUCUCUCCCUUUUUCAACAUAUCUAUUAAUUUUAAAAAUUAUCAC
Molecule: messenger RNA, 11304 nt
Organism: Nylanderia fulva
Lineage: Eukaryota; Metazoa; Arthropoda; Insecta; Hymenoptera; Formicidae
Product: Na channel protein 60E
Biological process (GO): sodium ion transmembrane transport; membrane depolarization during action potential; neuronal action potential
Cellular component (GO): voltage-gated sodium channel complex; plasma membrane
Molecular function (GO): voltage-gated sodium channel activity
Source: RefSeq, a predicted model, not a curated record